Molecule: messenger RNA, 3601 nt
Organism: Boleophthalmus pectinirostris (great blue-spotted mudskipper)
Lineage: Eukaryota; Metazoa; Chordata; Actinopteri; Gobiiformes; Gobiidae
Gene: hoxd3a
Product: homeobox D3a
Exons: 3
Coding region: 1426-2616 (396 amino acids)
Biological process (GO): regulation of transcription by RNA polymerase II
Cellular component (GO): nucleus
Molecular function (GO): RNA polymerase II cis-regulatory region sequence-specific DNA binding; DNA-binding transcription factor activity, RNA polymerase II-specific
Source: RefSeq, a predicted model, not a curated record
CAACUUGCAACCUAAAAUUAUUUUCAGAUUGGAGAGCCUAUUUGAACGACUUUAUGGAUUAUUAAGGCUUUUAUUAAGAUGAAGAUUAUUCAGAAUAUAUUUUCACCACAUUAUGCGAAAGCUUCUUUUAAUAGGCUAGCCGACUAUCUUUGUUUUUAUUGCCAAUGUGUGCAAUUUUAUUUUACGAGAAUGACGCUGAGCCAACACUUGUGUUUGGUUUCAAGGAAAUAACAGGCAACAUUUCAUAGUGCCUAUAGCUAAUAGGCCUAGGUCAUUAUUGUUAUUGUAUUAUUGAUGUUAUUAUUGUUAUUGUAGCUAUUAUUUUUAGACUUUUUUUGUGCGUAAAAGCGUUUCACGUCUUUCAUUGUGACCCUAUAGAAUAACGUGGCCUUAUGGACAACAAUAGGCUAAUUAACCCCAAAACUCUAUAAUAUUUACAUAUUUAAAAUUUAAAUAAUAUAUUUUCUUUUCCUUCCUAUUGUAAAAUAGGCCUGUUUAUAGACUUCAGCAAAUGUUUUUUCAAAGGACGGCGUAAAUGAACAUUUGAAAACCGUACAAAAUUAAAGGCAUAUUAAAUGCAUUACUUUUUACUCAAAGCAUGGUCUCAUAUAUUGACGCAAACAGCACUGAUUAAAAGGAUAAUAACACUCUUAGAGUCUGGCCAUUGUGUGAGCCAAACUUACCGUAAAAGCGCGUAGGCGAAUAACACAACGCUAUGAAAAGAAGAGCAUGUCUGCUACUAGUACUAGUGGGUUAAAGCACUCGAGGCGACACAAAAACAAACCCGUAGUCCACAAGCCGAGAUCCAACAAGCCGACAUAUUUCAGCUCCACGUAAAAACGCAACAGAAUUGAUCCUGACGCUCCAGCGUCUUGAGCCCAAGAAGGAAAAAGCGGCCCGUUUGGCGAGGAUGGCUUCUUGAAGCAAACUGCUCGUUGUUCAUUAAACUUUGACUUAAUACUCGCUGACCUUUGGGUCACACAAAAAGCUUAUGACUGCUAAAUAUUUGGACGACUUCUUUGUGGAAAAAGUGCAGAUGCAGGACUUUUUCAGACCGCCUUUGAGGCACAGCCAUAACAACUCUGGACUCUAAAAAAAAAAAAAAAAAAAAAAAAAAGACUUAAAGCAUGGCAAAAUAAAUUUAAAUUAAGUGGAAUAAAAUACCACGGUCUAUCUACUUCGGGAGAUUUUAAAAUGUAUUUUAGCAACAUAGGCAAGGCUAUAUAGGCCAAUACAACGAAUUCAUAGAGGUGAAUUAAGACUGAAUUUUGAUUUGUGUUGCAGGUCGAGGAGGCUGCAGUGAUGUAUGCGUAACUAACACCCUUUGUGCGAAUUUUGGUCAGAGACUGAAGAGACAGUGGGAGACACCAGUCACGUGAAACAACAACACCAAUGCCCCUGGCGUAGUAGGUUUCAAACUACAAAAUGCAGAAAGCUACCUAUUAUGACAACUCUGGACUGUUUGGAGGCUACAGCUACCCCAAACCUGACUCUUACAACUAUGGUCCAUCUCACCAGUCCUACACGGCCGCUAGCAUAGAAUCUGACUACCAAGGCCCAGUGUGCCCCAUCCAGACCACUACUGUGCGCACGGCGAGCCUCAAAGACAGUGAGCUGAACGGGGACUGCAUGCGCCAGGGCAGCACUCAGAGCAACAGCAGCCAGGCCAGCAGCGUCAGUGAGCCGCAGCCUCCAACUCUGUCUGCGGCCUCGCCCGGUUCCAACAGCUCCACAUCCAAUAAGAAGAAAUCUCCCUCUGGAGCAUCAGGCUCCGCCACACCGGCCUUAACCAAGCAGAUAUUCCCCUGGAUGAAGGAGACCAGGCAAAAUUCCAAACAGAAGAGCAACAACUGUAGUGCGAGUGCAGGUGAAGUGAGUGAUGAAAAGAGCCCACCAGGACCUGCUUCCAAGCGGGUGAGAACCGCAUACACCAGUGCCCAACUUGUGGAGCUGGAGAAGGAGUUCCAUUUUAACCGCUAUUUGUGUCGCCCUCGGAGAGUGGAAAUGGCCAAUCUGUUGAAUCUGACCGAGCGCCAAAUUAAGAUCUGGUUUCAAAACCGGAGGAUGAAGUACAAAAAGGACCAGAAAUCUAAAGGCAUGGCGCACUCCCCUCUGGGACACUCUCCGGAUAGAAGCCCUCCACUGAGUGGCCCAAAUCACAUUGGAUACUCUGGCCAACUCCAAAAUGUGAAUAGCCUCAGUUAUGACGCGCCCUCACCGCCCUCCUUUGCUAAACCCCAACAAAACAUGUACGGAUUGGCUGCUUAUACGGCGCCGUUAGGUGGAUGCAUCCCGCAGCAGAAAAGGUACCCGGGGUCCGAGUACGAACACCACGGCAUGCAGAGCAAUGGCAGUUUUGCAAAUGCGAAUUUGCAAGGAAGCCCAGUUUAUGUGGGUGGGAACUUUGUUGAUUCCAUGCCAGCCUCGGGCCCUAUGUUCAACCUCGGCCAUCUUCCUCACCCCUCAUCCACCAGUGUGGACUACAGCUGCGCCGCGCAGAUCCCAGGAAACCACCACCACGGACCCUGUGAUCCCCACCCCACGUACACAGACCUCACGUCUCACCAAGCGUCUCAGGGAAGGAUUCAAGAAGCGCCUAAACUCACGCAUUUGUAAAAUGUCUUACUUGUGUGUGUAUGCGCGCGUGUGUGUGUGUCUGUGCGUGUUUCCCUGAGCGACUGCGCGCGUGUGUGUGCCAAAUUAUGUUGCGCUCUUUUUAUUACCUCACUAGUCUAAUAACUUCGCUCCGAGCGAGUCGUGUAUUAUUACAGUAUUAUUGAUAUGACUAUUAAUGCUAUCGUGUCAUUAUUUUCUGAAUACAGCUUUGUCCAUUCCUCUUGAAUAGGGGCACACAAGACUGUUGUCAGUCAGUUUGUUUCAUUACUUUAUAUUAUUCAUGUGCAAUGCACAGUUUGGACUAAAUAUUUCAUGCCGUUACUUGAAGGUAAGUCUAAUAGAUCACAGUAGAAGCUCAUCAUAGAAGAAAAAGAAACAUUAGAAUUUUCUGUCUGUUUGUCAGGAUGCAGUUUCCUCCAGAACAUCAAACUUAUUUAUUGGCAUAUUUUUACAUAUACUUUCUAACUAGCCUCUAUCUAUUUAUUAUUUAAUUAUGUUGGUAUUGCACAUUAUUUAUCGUUUAUGCGAAUAUUUAUACAUGUAACUUUUGUAAGAUUGGACACAUCAAUGCACUUGGAAGUGUGGAAAACAGGGUUUGAAAUGACUUGGUCUGAUGUGGACUAGGCACAUUUCUUAUUUGGAUAAAUGGGGCAUUUUAUAGUGUAUAACACCACUAUACUGUAUGUCCAUGGUAAUUCUUGUGUCAACUUUAAGAACAUAGACUAUCUAAGUAUUUAAUACAGUAUUAUACACCAGCAUGUCACUUUGUGUAGCCAUUGUUUGAUUUGUUCGCCAUUGUUUAUGCUUCAUUUGGUAGCCUAUCCAUAAAAAUACAAACCCUAAUGAUAUCAAAAUGUUAUAUUUUAUUGUGUUAAACAUUUUGUAAAUAAAGUGAUCAAAUAUGUUACGUUUAUUAUUUUUAUACCAAUAACUAUUCAAACACAAUUUUAAGGGUAAGAAUAAGAUGUGUUUUAGUGCUUAAGAA